UAAGUUAAUCUUCCAUCGUGACUGGAGAAAAACAGCUCAAGUCAUUUUAACAUUUAAUCCAUUUUAGUUUCCUAAUGUGUGUAAGGUGUGAAGCGUUCAAAGGUGAAACAUAUAAUGAUGCAGCAGCCUGUAACUAUGAUAAAAAGCGCCAUAACUCGGGGAUUAGCUUUCUAGUCUUGGGUUAAAGUUUAACUUCACUUUAACAGAGUGAAGUACAAAUGUGGUCAGUGCUACGGUCUCGGGUUUUUCAGGCUUCUGUGACACUCGUUACAUUCAGGAUGGUGCAGAAGUCAGUGGUGGUGGGUUUGGCGGUGCUGCUAAUUGCUGCAGUUGGGGUAUUUUUGGGUGUUUUCUUUGGAUAUAGGGGUAAAUUUUCACCUGUCGUCAGUGAGAAAUUGUACAAACAUGCCGCUGUAGCAGCCGACGCCGGGCCGUGCUCUGAAGUUGGCAGAGACAUACUCCAAAUGGGUGGUUCUGCUGUAGAUGCAGCAAUUGCUGGACUGUUGUGUGUAGGUUUGAUGAAUGCUCACAGUAUGGGGAUUGGAGGUGGCCUGUUCCUCACUAUCUACGACGCUAAAAAAGGACGAGUGGAAACGAUUGAUGCUCGUGAAAUCGCGCCGGCUAACUCUUCUCGGGACAUGUUCAGGAACAGCACCGAUCUUUCUCAGAGAGGCGGCCUUUCCAUCGCCGUUCCUGGUGAACUUCGAGGAUAUGAGCUGGCUCAUCAGCGUCAUGGAAAGCUGGCAUGGAAAGACCUGUUCACACCGAGCAUCAAACUCGCAAGGACUGGAUUUCCUGUAGGUACAGCCCUCGCUGGAGCCAUUAACCAAAGGAGAAGCAUUAUUCUCAAUGACGCGAAUUUAUGUUCUGUGUUCUGCAAUAAAAAUGGAGGUAUUUUAAAGGAAAAUGACACUAUCACCUUCCAUAAGCUGGCAGAAACCUAUCAGCAGAUUGCAGAGGAAGGGGCAGAGGCUUUUUACAAUGGGACAAUUGCAGAAAAUCUUGUUAAGGACAUUAGGAAAGCAGGGGGCAUUAUAACGAUUGAAGAUUUACUAGAUUACACGCCAGUGUUGAAUGAAAAUCCCCUAAAAGUACCAGUGGGUGAAUUUACAAUGUUUGUGCCAAACGCUCCAUCCAGUGGCCCCGUUCUCACCCUCAUCCUCAACAUCCUGAACGGUUAUAACCUCAACAAAGACAGUGUUUCCAACACAGAAAAGAAAAUUCUCACAUAUCAUCGUAUAGUGGAAGCUUUCAAAUUUGCGUAUGCUAAACGCAGUGUUCUGGGAGACCCCGAAUUUCUAAAUAUCACUGACUUUAUCCAGACCAUCACAUCUAAAAGCUUUGCAGAUUUAAUCCGGCAGAAAAUUACAGACAACACAACACAUAACGAGAGUUAUUACGAACCCCAAUAUUUUCUCCCAGAAAAUCAUGGGACGUCUCAUAUUUCUGUAGUGGACGCUGAUGGAAAUGCUGUUGCUGCAACCAGCACUAUUAAUCAGUUUUUUGGCUCCAAGGUCAUGUCCCCAUCUACUGGAGUGUUGUUAAAUAAUGAAAUGGAUGAUUUCAGUUCUCCUCUGAUAGUCAAUGGAUUCGGUGUUCCACCUUCACCUAAUAACUUCAUUGUACCAUAUAAGCGGCCCAUGUCGUCUAUGUGCCCAACAAUCCUGUUGGAUAAAAAUAAAAAGGUUAAACUGGUAGUUGGGGGAUCAGGCGGGACAAAAAUAACAACAUCAAUUGCGAAGGUCAUUUUAAACUCCUUGUUCUUCAAAUAUGAUCUGAAGAAAGCCAUUUCCGAUCCCAGACUUCAUCAUCAACUCAGCCCAAACUUCACUGUGGUAGAGCCAGGGUUUGAUACGGCUGUAACAGAUGGGCUUGUUAAGAAAAAUCAUGUGAUUGAGAAGUUGACCUCAAUGGGCGCUGUGGUUCAGGCCAUCCUGCAAAAGGAAAACGGUCUAUACGCUGAAUCUGACCCUCGAAAAGGAGGAUACGCUGCAGGAUACUGACAAGCCUCCUUUUGUUCCUGUUUAUUUAUCUGUAAUUGUCUUAUUAUCUGUUUAGAUUUUGUAGCUUUAGUAAUAUUAAAAUGAUCAGACUGUCAUGUGACCUCAAGGAGAUUGACAUCAUAGAUUGGUCAUAGUUAUGAUGUUGCAGACUGUAAACCGUAAGUUUAAACCAGACAUCUGAAUCAUGUCUUAGCAUGUGACUUAACAAAUUAAAGAUAAAAAUAAAUGUUAUAACCAAUGGUGGGCAAAGUACAAAAAGGCAGUGUUUGAGUAAACGUAAAUCUAACCCUGGUAAAAAUUACUCAAGUAAAAGUCAUCUAUUUACAGUACAUGUCUACUUGAAUAAAAGAACAAAAGUACUCACCUACGAAUUUACUUAAGAAUUAAAAGUACACGGCAUGUUUUAGCUUACACUGGCUUUUUUCAUAGUAAAACAAUUGCAUGCAGAAAUGCCUUGCAGGAAUUUAGUUAAAGAAGUAAAAGUACAGAUAUUUGCUGUACAAUGUAGUGGAGUUAAAAUAGAAAUAUCCUUAAAAAAAACACUUAAGUAAAGUACAGAUAUGUGCAAUAUGUACUUAAGUACACUAACAAAGGAAAUGUACUCAGUUACCUUCCACCUUUGGCUA
Molecule: messenger RNA, 2629 nt
Organism: Clarias gariepinus (North African catfish)
Lineage: Eukaryota; Metazoa; Chordata; Actinopteri; Siluriformes; Clariidae
Gene: ggt1b
Product: gamma-glutamyltransferase 1b
Exons: 12
Coding region: 219-2003 (594 amino acids)
Biological process (GO): regulation of immune system process; peptide modification; regulation of inflammatory response
Cellular component (GO): plasma membrane
Molecular function (GO): glutathione gamma-glutamate hydrolase
Source: RefSeq, a predicted model, not a curated record